UUAGGCAUCAGUCCCUGGAAAGGAAGAAAAGGAGCCUGAGAGAGAGACUGGAAGAGGGAGCAGCACAGGAGAGACAGGAUGCUCAACAACCUGACUGAGUGUGAGGAGGGAGAGGGGGGCACCAGUCAAGGAGAUGGAAAUCCCAAGGAAAGCUCCCCAUUCAUUAACAGCUCAGAAAUGGACACAGGAAAAAACAUGGCCCUGUUUGAGGAAGAAAUGGACACAAGUCCAAUGGUCUCUUCGCUUCUCAGUGGCUUGGCCAAUUACACAAACCUGACCCAAGGAGUGCGAGAGCAUGAAGAAGCCGAAAACAAUGAAGGGGCAAAGAAGAAGCCUAUUCAGGCUCCAAGUAUGGGAACCUUCAUGGGUGUCUACCUUCCCUGCUUACAGAACAUUUUUGGUGUUAUCCUUUUUCUGCGCCUCACUUGGGUUGUGGGGGUUGGAGGUGUCCUGGAGUCUUUUGUUAUGGUCAUGAUGUGCUGCUCCUGUACCAUGCUGACUGCUAUCUCAAUGAGCGCCAUCGCUACCAAUGGAGUUGUGCCAGCUGGUGGCUCAUAUUACAUGAUCUCUCGUUCAUUGGGCCCAGAGUUUGGAGGAGCUGUGGGGCUUUGCUUUUACUUGGGGACCACAUUUGCAGGAGCCAUGUACAUCCUUGGAACCAUAGAGAUUCUGUUGACUUAUCUGUUUCCUGCAAUGGCCAUCUUUAAGGCACAAGAAGCUAGUGAGGAGCCUGCUGCACUACUUAAUAACAUGCGUGUCUAUGGCACAUGUGUGCUGACCUGCAUGGCCAUUGUGGUUUUUGUGGGCGUGAAGUAUGUCAAUAAGUUUGCUCUGGUGUUCUUGGGUUGUGUGAUCCUAUCCAUCUUUUCAAUAUAUGCCGGAGUCAUUAAAUCUGCAUUUGAACCACCAUAUUUUCCUAUCUGCCUCCUUGGCAACCGCACUCUUUCUAGAAAAGGUUUUGAUAUCUGUGCUAAGUUUAUAGAAGUCGGGAAUGAAACAGUCACCACCAAGCUGUGGUCUCUCUUCUGCUCCUCUCCAUUCUUGAAUGCAACAUGCGACCUGUACUUCUCUCAGAAUAAUGUCACAGAAAUUCAGGGCAUUCCCGGGGUAGCUAGCCCACUUAUCCAAGAAAACGUAUGGUCAAGUUACUCACCUAAAGGUGUCAUGGUGGAGAAAAGUGGUAUGCAAUCUAUAGCCUCUGGAGAUCCAGUCAACCUGGACCAGCCAUAUGUCUUUAGUGACAUGACGACAUAUUUCACAUUGCUCGUGGGGAUUUAUUUUCCAUCAGUUACAGGAAUAAUGGCUGGUUCUAACAGAUCUGGAGAUCUCCGUGAUGCACAAAAAUCUAUUCCUAUCGGCACUAUAAUGGCUAUUGCCACUACUUCUUUUGUAUAUAUUUCCUCUGUCAUUCUGUUUGGUGCCUGCAUAGAAGGUGUUGUUUUGCGUGACAAAUUCGGAGAAGCUGUUAAUGGAAAUUUAGUGGUGGGAACAUUGUCCUGGCCUUCACCCUGGGUCAUUGUUAUUGGUUCAUUCUUUUCUACUUGUGGAGCCGGUUUGCAAAGCUUGACAGGUGCUCCACGUCUCCUACAGGCAAUAUCUCGAGAUGGCAUUGUACCAUUCCUUAGAGUUUUUGGCCAUGGAAAGGCUAAUGGAGAACCAACAUGGGCUUUGUUGCUGACCGCCUGCAUCUGUGAGAUUGGCAUUCUCAUAGCAUCUCUGGAUGAAGUUGCUCCAAUUCUUUCUAUGUUUUUCUUGAUGUGUUACAUGUUUGUUAACUUGGCCUGCGCAGUUCAGACAUUGCUCAGGACUCCCAACUGGAGGCCUCGCUUCAAAUAUUACCACUGGACUCUUUCUUUCCUUGGAAUGAGCCUAUGUCUGUCUUUGAUGUUUAUCUGCUCUUGGUAUUAUGCACUUGUGGCUAUGCUGGUUGCUGGUCUUAUCUACAAAUACAUUGAGUACCGUGGGGCUGAAAAGGAAUGGGGAGAUGGAAUUCGUGGACUGUCACUCAGUGCUGCUCGAUAUGCUCUUUUAAGAUUGGAGGAGGGCCCACCACAUACCAAAAAUUGGAGGCCUCAGUUGCUUGUUCUAGUACGAGUGGAUCAAGACCAAAAUGUUGUUCAUCCCCAGCUCCUUUCUCUAACCAAUCAGUUAAAGGCAGGUAAAGGACUGACCAUUGUUGGCUCUGUGUUGGAAGGGACAUAUCUGGAAAAUCAUCCCCAAUCUCAACGUGCUGAAGAGUCUAUCCGUAGGCUUAUGGAAGCCGAAAAGGUAAAAGGUUUCUGCCAGGUAGUUAUUUCUUCCAAUGUUCGAGAUGGAAUUUCUCAUCUGAUACAGUCCAGUGGCCUUGGAGGGCUCCAACAUAACACGGUCCUUGUUGGAUGGCCACGUAACUGGAGACAGAAAGAGGACCACCAGACAUGGAGAAAUUUCAUUGAGCUUGUUAGGGAAACCACUGCUGCUCAUUUGGCUUUGAUUGUCACAAAGAAUGUGGCAAUGUUCCCUGGAAAUCAGGAAAGAUUUUCUGAAGGAAAUAUUGAUGUCUGGUGGGUGGUUCACGAUGGCGGUAUGCUAAUGCUUUUGCCAUUCCUUCUGCGUCACCACAAGGUUUGGAAAAGAUGUACAAUGCGGAUUUUCACAGUGGCUCAAAUGGAUGACAACAGUAUCCAGAUGAAAAAGGAUCUAAGCACCUUCUUAUACCACCUAAGAAUUAAUGCAGAAAUUGAGGUCGUAGAGAUGCAUGACAGCGAUAUUUCAGCAUACACAUAUGAGAAGACUCUAGUGAUGGAACAACGAUCUCAAAUCCUGAAGCAAAUGCAUUUGACAAAAACAGAACGGGAGAGGGAGAUUCAGAGCAUCACCGACGAAUCACGUGGUUCAAUAAGACGAAAGAACCCUACAAAUUCUCGAUUGCAUUUGAGUGUUCCAGAAGAGCAAGUGGGAGAUUGUGAAGAACAACCAGAGGAAGAGGAAAAAUUAAUACAUGAGGAAAAUGCAACAAGUACACCGCAAUCUCCGCCAGAAGAGCCAGAUACUUCUCAAGAAAAGGUGCACCUUACAUGGACAAAGGAAAAGUUUACAACAGAUAAAAAUAAAAGUAAAAGUCCUAGCACUCCAGAAGGAAUAAGAGACUUUUUUAACAUGAAACCAGAAUGGGAGAACUUGAACCAGACCAAUGUUCGCAGGAUGCACACAGCUGUGAAACUUAAUGAGGUUAUAGUCAAGAAAUCUCAUGAUGCAAAACUUGUUCUACUCAAUAUGCCUGGUCCACCUCGUAAUAGAAAAGGGGAUGAAAACUAUAUGGAGUUUUUAGAAGUCCUCACAGAACAUCUGGACCGGGUUAUGUUAGUUCGCGGUGGAGGACGUGAGGUCAUUACCAUCUAUUCUUGAAUACCAGAACCUGGAUGAAGUUUUUGCUGCACUUAGCAGGAGUCUUCGAACCUCUCUCCACAUUGCAAAAGUAUUAAGAAAACAGGAGAGAUGGGGGGGAGGCAUAUGGUCAGUGCUCAGAAACUUCACUUGCUUCCACCAUUUCCCUUUAAUAUCCUUACAUGUGAACUGCAGCACCAGAUCUUCCAUUCCAGCACAAGUGCAACUGUUCCUCAUAUCUUCAUCAGUGUGCCACUGAUGAAGUUUAUAUACAAAUCUUUACAUAAGUCUAUGUACGUUUCUUAAACUGAGCCGCACUGCUUACGAUGCUAUAGAUACUGGCCCCUCUGUGCAUCCUGUGAUUCAC
Molecule: messenger RNA, 3733 nt
Organism: Bufo gargarizans (Asiatic toad)
Lineage: Eukaryota; Metazoa; Chordata; Amphibia; Anura; Bufonidae
Gene: SLC12A5
Product: solute carrier family 12 member 5
Exons: 26
Coding region: 79-3387 (1102 amino acids)
Biological process (GO): chloride ion homeostasis; chloride transmembrane transport; potassium ion import across plasma membrane
Cellular component (GO): membrane
Molecular function (GO): potassium:chloride symporter activity
Source: RefSeq, a predicted model, not a curated record